This is a messenger RNA of Triticum aestivum (bread wheat), 1313 nucleotides long. Its product is annotated as 12-oxophytodienoate reductase 1. The coding region runs from base 63 to 1163 and encodes 366 amino acids. The record is from RefSeq and is a predicted model, not a curated record. Gene Ontology annotation, molecular function: FMN binding; oxidoreductase activity. The transcript has 4 exons. Lineage: Eukaryota; Viridiplantae; Streptophyta; Magnoliopsida; Poales; Poaceae.
CGAAACCAACCUGCCAAUCACACAUCACUCACUCGGCCACAGGAACCAGCAUCCAUCGAUCCAUGGAGUCCACGCCGGCGCCCCCUCUCCUCACGCCGCACAAGAUGGGCCAGUUCGACCUCUCGCACAGGGUUGUGCUGGCGCCACUGACGAGGCAACGGUCCUACGGCAACGUGCCGCAGCCGCACGCGGGGGUGUACUAUGCGCAACGGGCGACCAAGGGUGGGCUACUCAUUGCGGAGGCGACGGGAGUGUCAGACACGGCACAGGGGUACAAGGACGCCCCUGGCGUGUGGACGAAGGAGCAGAUCGACGCGUGGAAACCCGUGGUCGACGCCGUGCACGCCAAGGGCGCGCUCUUCUUCUGCCAGAUAUGGCAUGCCGGACGCGUCUCAAAUUACAAGUUACAGCCCAAUGGGCAGGCGCCGAUAUCGAGCACCGACAAGCAGGUGAGUCCUCAGAUGAGCGCUGACGGCCGUCUCGAGGAGUUCUCGCCGCCGAGGAGGCUCGCAAAGGACGAGAUACCCAAUGUCGUCGAUGACUUCAGAGAAGCCGCAAGGAACGCCAUCGCAGCUGGGUUCGACGGUGUUGAGAUCCACGGCGCCUACAGCUACAUCAUCGAGCAGUUCCUCAAGGAUAGCGCCAAUGACCGUACCGACGAGUACGGCGGCAGCCUCGAGAAUCGAUGCCGCUUCGCACUAGAGGUGGUGGACGCCGUCGUCAGGGAGGUGGGCGGCCAUUGCGUGGGCAUCCGUCUAUCUCCCUUCACUGACUACAUGGAUUGCCAUGACUCGGACCCUCAGGCUCUCGCCCUCCACCUUGUCAAGAAGCUCAAUGACUAUGGCAUCCUCUACUGCCACAUGAUUGAGCCAAGGAUGGCGCACGGCGAUGGCCGGCGCCAGGUCCCGCACCGCCUGCUACCCUUCAAGGAGGCCUUCAACGGCACCUUCAUCGCCAACGGGGGGUACGACCGGGAGGAAGGGAACAAGGUGGUCGGCGAGGGGUACACUGACCUCGUCGCUUAUGGGCGGCUGUUCCUGGCAAACCCAGACCUACCAAGGAGGUUCGAGCUCAGUGCGCCGCUCAAUGACUAUGACAGGAUGACAUUCUAUACCUCUGACCCUGUCGUGGGCUACACCGAUUAUCCAUUCCUCGACAAAUAAAUCAGCUUCCUGCAAAGCUCGAAUGAUCGAAGAAACAAAAGAAAAAAAAGAUCGACAUCAAUUAUCUACUGUAGUUUUUCUGAAAUUUGGUUGUGCCAAAAAUAAAAUAAAAUGACUAAUCUAUGAUGCUCGAUUACCAUCUUAUUUCAA